AUGCCCGGCUCCAUCGUCGGCACGGCCGACGUCUCGCGCGUCGAGGCCCCCAUCACCGUCAAGGCCUACCUUGUCUGUGCCUUUGCCGCCUUUGGUGGUAUCUUCUUUGGUUAUGAUACAGGAUGGAUGGGUGGUGUCCAGGGCAUGCCCUACUUCAUCAGCAUGUACACCGGCAUGCAAUACGACUAUGAGAACCACAGGCCUGUCGACGUUGACCCCAAGCGUUUCAUUCUUCCCGACCAACAAAAAUCUCUCAUGACCUCUAUCCUGUCUGCUGGUACCUUCUUUGGCGCUCUCAUUGCUGGUGAUAUUGCCGACUUCAUUGGCCGUCGUCCCACCAUCAUCGCCGGCUGCGGUAUCUUCUCUAUUGGUGCUGUCCUCCAAGCCGCUUCCACCAACCAGGAGGCGCUCAUGGUCGUUGGCCGUCUGAUCGCCGGUCUUGGUGUUGGUUUCAUCUCGGCCAUUAUUAUCCUCUACAUGUCCGAGAUCGCCCCCAAGAAGGUCCGUGGUGCCAUGGUCUCGGGAUACCAGUUCUGUAUCACCAUUGGUAUCCUGCUGGCCAACUGUGUCGUCUAUGCCACCCAGAACAGGAACGACUCGGGAUCGUACCGUAUCCCCGUGUGCAUCCAGUUCCUCUGGGCCAUCAUUCUGGCCAUUGGUCUGUUCCUGCUUCCCGAGUCGCCCCGUUACCACGUCAAGAAGGGCAUGCUCGACCAGGCCGCCAAGGACCUUGCCGUCAUCCGUGGCCAGCCCGUCGACUCGGACUACAUCAAGGACGAGCUCGCCGAGAUUGUCGCCAACAACGAGUACGAGAUGGCCCACAUUCCUCAGACUAGCUACAUCGGCUCGUGGACUGCGCUCUUCAAGGGUUCCCUGUCCAAGGGCAACAGCAACAUCCGUCGUACCCUCCUCGGUGUCGGUAUGCAAAUGAUGCAGCAGCUCACCGGUAUCAACUUCAUCUUCUACUUUGGUGUUCCCUUCUUCCAGCAGCUCGGUACCAUCAAGGACCCCUUCCUGAUGGGCCUGGUCACGACCCUGGUCAACGUUUGCUCGACUCCCAUCUCGUUCUGGUCAAUUGAGAAGUUUGGUCGUCGUUUCCUCCUCAUCUACGGAGCCAUGGGCAUGAUCGUUUGUCAGUUCAUCGUCGCCAUUCUCGGUGUCACUGCUGGCCGCUCCGACGCCAACAACUCCAGCGCCACCUCGGCCAUGAUCGCCUUCAUCUGCAUCAACAUCUCGUUCUUCGCCAUCACCUGGGGUCCCACCGCCUGGGUCAUCGUCGGCGAGACCUUCUCCCUGCCCAUCCGCUCGCGCGGUGUCGGCAUCUCGACCGCCUCCAACUGGUUCUGGAACUGCAUCAUCGGCAUCAUCACCCCCUACAUGGUCGGCGAGAGCGACGGCUCGGCCGGUCUGGGCUCCAAGGUGUUCUUCAUCUGGGGCAGUCUGUGCUGCGGCUCGCUCGCCUUUGCCUACUUCCUCGUCCCUGAGAUGAAGGGUCUCUCCCUGGAGCAGGUCGACAAGAUGCUCGAGGAGACCACCCCUCGCAAGUCCAAGAGCUGGAUCCCGACCUCCACCUUUGCCGCCGACAUGGGCCACACCCACGGCGAGAAGGGCGGCAUUGUCGCCACCGAGGUUCCCAAGGAGGAGACUGUCUAA
Molecule: messenger RNA, 1653 nt
Organism: Pyricularia pennisetigena
Lineage: Eukaryota; Fungi; Ascomycota; Sordariomycetes; Magnaporthales; Pyriculariaceae
Exons: 3
Coding region: 1-1653 (550 amino acids)
Biological process (GO): transmembrane transport; carbohydrate transport
Cellular component (GO): membrane
Molecular function (GO): carbohydrate:proton symporter activity
Source: RefSeq, a predicted model, not a curated record